UUAGCUGUGUGGUGCGUCACGUUCCUCACCUGUUUCCAUUGAGGUUAAUGAGUUUGGAGGCUGCAGGCUGGAAUCUGAGGAACAGACUCACUCGAAGCUCGUUUCCCAUCAGUGUCUGACUUCUAGACGCUUGUACAUGUUUUUUCUAAUGAGCAGCUCAUUUUAACGGCUUCAUUUCAGCGGGGAGCUGCCGGCUGGACUGCGUGUUCCCAAACGCGCGCGCGCUGAGCGCAUAAAGCGGCGUCGCGCGCCUUUCCUCCGCGCACAGCUGCGGAAAAACAACCGCUGCAGUCCCGGCUGACUGGAGCCGCAGGCGGGCGGACGGACGGCCAGACCAUCGCAGGUUCCUGGGGAACCAGAAGGACGGCAGAGUUUCUACUGGCUCGGCCCUGAACGGACAACGCCAUGGCCAGUCAAGACGAACCCGAGAAGGUGAACGGCAGUAGCAGUCUCUCAUCCGGUCCUCAGGAGUCUCCCAAAGAGACCGUGCAGCUUAAAAAAGAAAUCUCGCUGCUCAACGGCGUCAGCCUGAUCGUAGGAAACAUGAUCGGCUCCGGGAUCUUUGUCUCCCCCAAGGGUGUUCUCAUCUACAGCGCCUCCUAUGGGCUCUCGCUUGUCAUCUGGGCCAUUGGGGGCCUGUUCUCUGUGGUUGGAGCUCUCUGCUACGCUGAGCUGGGCACCACCAUCACCAAGUCUGGGGCUUCCUAUGCCUACAUCCUGGAGUCGUUUGGCGGCUUCAUCGCCUUCAUCCGUCUGUGGACGUCGUUGUUGAUCAUUGAGCCUACGAGCCAGGCGGUCAUAGCCAUCACCUUUGCAAACUACCUGGUGCAGCCGCUCUUCCCGACAUGCGAGCCUCCUUAUGUAGCAGCGAGGCUCCUGGCUGCAGCCUGCCUCUGUUUACUGACGUUCAUCAACUCUGCUUAUGUGAGGUGGGGCACCCGUGUGCAGGACAUCUUUACCUACGCCAAGGUGGCGGCGCUCAUCGUCAUCAUCGUUACGGGGAUCGUUAAGCUGUGUCAGGGUUAUACAAACAACUUUGAGUCAGCCUUCCAGGGCUCGUCUGCAGACCCCGGGGACAUCGCUCUGGCUCUGUACUCCGCCCUCUUUUCUUACUCUGGCUGGGACACCUUAAAUUUUGUAACGGAGGAGAUCAAAAACCCUGAAAGGAACCUUCCGCUGGCCAUCGGCAUCUCCAUGCCCAUCGUCACCACCAUCUACAUCCUCACCAAUGUUGCCUACUAUGCUGUUCUGGAUGUUGGAGCCAUACUGGGCAGCGAUGCUGUCGCCGUGACUUUUGCAGAUCACACCCUCGGUCUCAUGAGCUGGACUAUCCCCAUCGCUGUCGCUCUGUCCUGCUACGGAGGCCUGAACGCCUCCAUCAUUGCAGCGUCCAGGUUGUUCUUUGUGGGCUCUCGAGAAGGUCACCUUCCAGACGCUCUGUCCAUGAUCCACAUAGAGAGAUUCACGCCCAUUCCUGCUCUCAUCUUCAAUUGCAUCAUGUCACUGAUCUACCUGACAGUGGAGGAUGUCUUCCAGCUCAUCAACUACUACAGCUUCAGCUACUGGUUCUUCAUGGGUUUGUCUGUUGCCGGGCAGAUCUACCUCCGCUGGAAGCAGCCGGACAGAGCCAGACCUCUGAAGCUGACGCUGGUGUACCCGCUGGUGUUCUGCAUGUGUUCCGUUUUCCUGGUGGCGGUUCCGCUCUACAGCAACACCGUAAACUCUCUGAUAGGCAUUGCCAUCGCGCUGUCGGGCGUUCCCGUCUACUUCCUGGGCGUUUACCUCCCAGAGUCCAAAAGGCCACCCAUCAUUACGAAGCUGCUGCGUUCUCUGACGUACUUCACGCAGUACAGCUGCUUCUGUGUGCUGACAGAGAUGGACAAAAGCGAGUAGCAUUCCCUCAUGGCAGAAGGGAACAACCUGCUGCUCUGUAGCACUUUCAGUCUGUUUACAGGAGAUGAUGCCAACUAUUAUGCAACUUAUGAAAUAUUUAUCGCCUCAUGUACUGUCUUCCAUUGGAAAUGAUGGACCCUUUUCAGGGAAAUCUGUAAUAAAGUGUUUCUAUGAGAUUUAACUGGUGCUGUGAAAAUGACAGGAACCUGAAUGUUAUGGAUUUAACCCAAAGAAAAACAGGGAAAUGUUAGCUACUGGUGUUUACGUGUAAACAUAUGAGUUAAGUGGCUUCUAAAUGUUUUUUGUUUUUGCAAUAUAAAAACAUUCAGACUGUUAUAACCUGAGCUGUAUUUGUAAAAGCUGACAUGGAGCUUGGAUGAAAUAUUUCCCAAUAAAUCUGUUUGAUAUGGGAGGUCCAA
Oryzias latipes (Japanese medaka) is the source of this 2312-nucleotide messenger RNA. RefSeq names its product solute carrier family 7 member 6 (gene slc7a6). Gene Ontology annotation, biological process: amino acid transmembrane transport. Gene Ontology annotation, molecular function: L-amino acid transmembrane transporter activity. Lineage: Eukaryota; Metazoa; Chordata; Actinopteri; Beloniformes; Adrianichthyidae. The record is from RefSeq and is a predicted model, not a curated record. Gene Ontology annotation, cellular component: membrane.